This is a messenger RNA of Pseudo-nitzschia multistriata, 3505 nucleotides long. The record is from the annotation of a GenBank genome assembly. NCBI's taxonomy places the organism in Eukaryota, Bacillariophyta, Bacillariophyceae, Bacillariales, Bacillariaceae.
GGUGUGUUCUUCAAAUUUUCGUUUGAAGGGCCUGGUUGCUCAUCUUCUCUGUUCGAUCGGAAAACCUCCCUUGGCGCCUUCGUUGUAUCCGUUGACUGCAAUACGGACCGAACCCAUUAUUACUGCUGUGCGCUGUGCUGGUUCUCGUGGCCUUUUUAUUUCGUUCAACUGUCUCGCCGAGAAAGAAAGCAACAGCACCUGCAAGAGAUACAUCAACUCUGAMAGCGACCGUCGAAUCGCAUAGCAUCUGAUCUCAACCCUAUCCACAACGCGUUUCGUCCGACUCCGGGAACACCUCGUGCGCCGAUACGCUGCGCCCUUGUGAAAUCCUGCACGGCUUUUGUGCAACUAAGAACGCAUACACACAAAAUGAAUCCCUCGGCGUAUGCGCUUUGUUUCCUGGCGCUGUUCGCCCCCACCCGGAGGUGGGGUUCGUCGGAAGACAAUAAUUGCGGUUCGUUUGUGGCGCAAGGAUUCACGUCGCAAUCGAUGGUGUCUCCGCUGCCCACUCUGUCCACGAAGGAUUCGUUUCGGUCCAGUCGCCGCYGGCCGUACGGUUACUACGCCACGGUGGACGAGAACCAAAAAGCCCUCGACGAAGAAACCUCAACGAACGGAGAAAGCGACGGGUCCUCGCACCUGAUGCCAAAGGUCAAUGGCGACGCCUCUGCCGAGGCAACCUUGAUCGCUGCCGAUUCCGCCAACGCCACGGAACCGAUCGAUCUCGCGGCGAUGGCCACGGACGUGAACGUCUCCAUGACGGAGCUCCUCAACGAAAUCAGCGGGCGCAUCAACGAAGGAUCCACUGAAAUCAUGGAGGACAUCACCAAGGUCCUCGACGAGCAGCUCCAGCUGUCGGACGCAAAGUCCCAGGAACUGUCCGUAUACGUCGCGGAUCUGGCCAACAAAAUCCGAAAGGCCCAGGAGGAAGAGGUCCAGCGGCAGAUCGAGGAGCUCGAGAAAAUAUUCGUCGAUCCGCUGGAGCGGGUUGCCUUUUCGGACGCCCCCCUCUACGAAAUGUCGGACAAGAAACCGGACGCCUUUAACGGGACGGAUGCAUUAGACCUUCAGCCMAAGCUCGUUCUGGCGGGCGCCAAUUCCACACUCAGGCGCAGUGCGCAGAAGGGCACCACGAAAGAGUUGAUUUCGAACCUCAACGUUGCACCGCUCUACUACUCGGUGGCUCUCAUUUAUCGCUGGGCCAGCAAGUCGAAGAAGACCCUUGCGAUGCCCACGCUCUAUCUGUUGUCGGCCUACAAGGCCCUUGCCAAUGUCAUCAAGACGUCGGGUGGACCGAAAAAGAGCAACCGCAAAAAGGAAGACACGACCUACGAACAAUACCUCAAGGAGGCCGAGGCCUUUCAGUCCGGUUGGAAACGCACCGGAGAAAUCGCGGCCAAGGGGCCGUGGGCCAAGAAGUGGGCCGUCCUGAGGCGAUCGGCGGAGGUUUGGGCGUAUUUUUCGUCCUUUUACCUCAAGGACCGAAGAAUCUGCAAAAAGUUCGAGAGCGGCAAGUGGUCGGAGGAGAAAUUCUCGGCAGAACGAUCGCGACUAGGGGCGGAAAUCACCCAGAACCUGCUGCGGCUGGGGCCCACCUUUAUCAAGGUACGCAUAGAGCGCUGGCCUUUGGUGCCAUACAUGGUUCACUCAAAAUUUGUUUCCAACACCUGCCUUGAUUUAUUUUGUGUUUUUUGCUAACGCGAUCCUUUUCCUCUGUUUAAAGGUCGGUCAAUUGUUUUCAACGAGAAUCGAUAUUGUGCCAAAAGAGUAUAUCGAAUCAUUGAAAUUACUGCAGGACAACGUGCCCCCAUUUUCCGGAGAGACGGCGGUUCAGAUCAUCGAACGAGAACUCGGAAAACCGAUUGAUCAGAUUUACGACACUUUUGAGAAGAAGGCGCUUGCUGGUGCUUCCCUGGGUCAGGUCCACUUGGCGACGAAGGGCGACCAGAAGUUCGCCGUCAAGGUCCAGAGGAGGUACCUAAAAGCCCUCUUCGAGGUCGACCUGGGCCAGCUUCGGCAGCUCGCGGUGUUUGCGGAUGCGGUGGACAUGACAUCGGARGGUGGCCUGUUCGACCAAAACACGCAGCGCGAUUGGGUCAGCGUGUACGAAGAGAACAAGCGCUUGUUGUACGAGGAGAUCGACUACACGAACGAGUUGGAAAAUGGUUUGAAGUUCAGGUGAGUUGAGUUCGUUCCUUUUCUUAUUGUAGGUUGUGUGCCCUGGUGAUUCAUUGACUCUGUUCGGCUGAUGGCUUUUUUUCCCAAAUGCAGCAAAAAUUUUGAUAAACCCAAGUGGAGGCACAUUCGUGUCCCCGAUGUUUACCCAGAAUACUCCAGUAGUCAGGUUUUGACCAUGGAGUACGUGCCCGGUGUUAAAAUCACCGAUAUGGAGAAAAUCAACGAACUGGGACUUGAUCCUGUCGACAUUGCUACAAAAUCCGCCGAGGCAUUUUUGGAACAACUUUGUCGCCAUGGCUUCUUCCAUUGCGAUCCCCACCCAGGAAAUAUCUCGGUCGAAAAGGGUCCCGAUGGCAAGGCGAGACUGAUUUUCUAUGAUUUUGGUAUGAUGGAUUCCUUUGGCGCGGUGGAACGAAAAGGUUUCGUAGACUUUAUGUUUGCCGUAUACUACGACAAUAGUGUGAAGGAUGCCUGCGAUGCGUUGGAACGGAUGGGGAUGCUUCGCACUGGACCCGAUCUGGACCGUGUGGCGAUCGAGCGUGUGGGACAGGACUUCAUCGAUCGCUUCCAGAGCACGUUACGGAAAGACGAAACAUGGGAAACCGAUUUAUYGGAGGAAGAGCAAAAGAAAAUCAUCCGGCAACGUCGAUCUCAGCUGGGAGAAGAAUUCUUGUCGCUGAACAGAGACUCUCCGUUCAUCUUCCCCCCUACGUGGACGUUCGUACUAAGGGCRUUUUUCACGUUGGACGGAAUCGGUAAAACCCUGAAUCCCAAAUACGAUUUGACACGGAUCAUGGUUCCCUACCUGAAGGAAUUGAUUGAUCUUAAGGACGGAAGUGCACUGAAAACAACGCUGCUUCGCAUCGGGAAACGUGUUGGCCUUCGACCGGAGGACAUCAACCAGUUCAUAACGCAACCACGACGAACCGCGAAGGUCGAAGACAUUGCCGACCGUCUCGAGAAGGGCGACUUUAAACUCCGUGUAAGGGCCCUCGAAGUGGAACGACAGAACGAGAGAAGCAAAAUUGUUUUGCAGAACAGUUAUGAAGUGAUAUUCCUAGGCGUACUAUUGCAAGCAGGGCUUGGCUUGUUGACGGCAGGCAGCGGUUUUAGGGGAGCAAAGCCUAUAGGCAAGUUACUCCUGGGGGCCGCAUCAAUUCUAACCGCACGGGUUCCUCUGAAUCUCCUGAAGGUGAGAAAACUGGACAAGUACUAUGAAAAAUAUAGCUAGAAAUAUUGUUACCGUGUAUUUGGUAGACUUCUAUUUGCUGCAAAGUGCAUUUGUGGCAUCGGUUAGAAUAGUUGUCCACACGCACUUUACCAGCAC